AUGGAAUCUGGGAGAAGGGGAUGGAAUCUGGGAGAAGGGGAUGGAAUCUGGGAGAAGGGGAUGGAAUCUGGGAGAAGGGGAUACAAUCUGGGAGAAGGGGAUGGAAUCGGGGAGAAGGGGAUGGAAUCUGGGAGAAGGGGAUGGAAUCUGGGAGAAGGGUAUAGAAUCUGGGAGAAGGGGAUGAAAUCUGGGAGAAUGGGAUGGAAUUUGGGAGAAGGGGAUGGAAUCUGGGAGAAGGGGAUGGAAUCUGGGAGAAGGGGAUGGAAUCAGGGAGAAGGGGAUGGAAUCUGGGAGAAGGGGGUGGAAUCUGGGAGAAGGGGGUGGAAUCUGGGAGAAGGGGAUGGAAUCUGGGAGAAGGGGAUGGAAUCUGGGAGAAGGGGAUGGAAUCUGGGAGAAGGGGAUAGAAUCAGGGAGAAGGGGAUGGAAUCUGGGAGAAGGGGGUGGAAUCUGGGAGAAGGGGGUGGAAUCUGGGAGAAGGGGAUGGAAUCUGGGAGAAGGGGAUGGAAUCUGGGAGAAGGGGAUGGAAUCUGGGAGAAGGGGAUGGAAUCUGGGAGAAGGGGAUGGAAUCUGGGAGAAGGGGAUACAAUCUGGGAGAAGGGGAUAAAAUCGGGGAGAAGGGGAUGGAAUCUGGGAGAAGGGGAUGGAAUCUGGGAGAAGGGGAUGGAAUAUGGGAGAAGGGGAUGGAAUCUGGGAGAAGGGGAUGGAAUCUGGGAGAAGGGGACGGAAUCAGGGAGAAGGGGAUGGAAUCUGGGAGAAGGGGGUGGAAUCUGGGAGAAGGGGGUGGAAUCUGGGAGAAGGGGAUGGAAUCUGGGAGAAGGGGAUGGAAUCUGGGAGAAGGGGAUGGAAUCUGGGAGAAGGGGAUGGAAUCUGGGAGAAGGGGAUACAAUCUGGGAGAAGGGGAUAGAAUCGUGGAGAAGUGGAUGGAAUCUGGGAGAAUGGGAUGGAAACUGGGAGAAGGGGAUGGAAUCUGGGAGAAGGGGAUGGAAUCUGGGAGAAGGGGAUGGAAUCUGGGAGAAGGGGGAUGAAAUCUGGGAGAAUGGGAUGGAAUUUGGGAGAAGGGGAUGGAAUCUGGGAGAAGGGGAUGGAAUCAGGGAGAAGGGGAUGGAAUUUGGGAGAAGGGGAUGGAAUCUGGGAGAAGGGGAUGGAAUCUGGGAGAAGGGGAUGGAAUCUGGGAGAAGGGGAUGGAAUCUAGGAGAAGGGGAUGGAAUCAGGGAGAAGGGGAUGGAAUCUGGGAGAAGGGGAUGGAAUCUGGGAGAAGGGGGUGGAAUCUGGGAGAAGGGGAUGGAAUCUGGGAGAAGGGGAUGGAAUCUGGGAGAAGGGGAUGGAAUCUGGGAGAAGGGGAUGGAAUCAGGUAGAAGGGGAUGGAAUCUGGGAGAAGGGGAUGGAAUCUGGGAGAAGGGGAUGGAAUCUGGGAGAAAGGGAUGGAAUCUGGAAGAAGGGGGUGGAAUCAGGGAGAAGGGGAUGAAAUCUGGGAGAAGGGGAUGGAAUCUGGGAGAAGGGGAUGGAAUAUGGGAGAAGCGGAUGGAAUAUGGGAGAAGGGGGUGGAAUCUAGGAGAAGGGGGUGGAAUGUGGGAGAAGGGGAUGGAAUCUGGGAGAAGGGGAUGGAAUCUGGGAGAAGGGGAUGGAAUCUGGGAGAAGGGGAUGGAAUCUAGGAGAAGGGGAUGGAAUCUGGGAGAAGGGGAUAGAAUCUGGGAGAAGGGGAUGGAAUCGGGGAGAAGGGGAUGGAAUCUGGGAGAAGGGGAUGGAAUCUGGGAGAAGGGGAUGGAAUCAGGUAGAAGGGGAUGGAAUCUGGGAGAAGGGGAUGGAAUCUGGGAGAAGGGGAUGGAAUCUGGGAGAAGGGGAUGGAAUCUGGGAGAAGGGGGUGGAAUCAGGGAGAAGGGGAUGAAAUCUGGGAGAAGGGGAUGGAAUCUGGGAGAAGGGGAUGGAAUAUGGGAAAAGGGGAUGGAAUCUGGGAGAAGGGGAUGGAAUCUGGGAGAAGGGGAUGGAAUCUGGGAGAAGGGGAUGGAAUCUGGGAGAAGGGGGUGGAAUCUAGGAGAAGGGGGUGGAAUGUGGGAGAAGGGGAUGGAAUCUGGGAGAAGGGGAUGGAAUCUGGGAGAAGGGGAUGGAAUCUGGGAGAAGGGGAUGGAAUCUGGGAGAAGGGGAUGGAAUCUGGGAGAAGGGGAUAGAAUCUGGGAGAAGGGGAUGGAAUCGGGAAGAAGGGGAUGGAAUCUGGGAGAAUGGGAUGGAAUCUGGGAGAAGGGGAUGGAAUCUGGGAGAAGGGGAUGGAAUCUGGGAGAAGGGGAUGGAAUCUGCGAGAAGGGGAUGGAAUCUGGGAGAAGGGGAUGGAAUCUGGGAGAAGGGGAUGGAAUCUGGGAGAAGGGGAUGGAAUCAGGGAGAAGGGGAUGGAAUCUGGGAGAAGGGGAUGGAAUCAGGGAGAAGGGGAUGAAAUCUGGGAGAAGGGGAUGGAAUCUGGGAGAAGGGGGUGGAAUCUGGGAGAAGGGGAUGGAAUCUGGGAGAAGGGGAUGGAAUCUGGGAGAAGGGGAUGGAAUCUGGGAGAAGGGGAUGGAAUCAGGUAGAAGGGGAUGGAAUCUGGGAGAAGGGGAUGGAAUCUGGGAGAAGGGGAUGGAAUAUGGGAGAAGGGGAUGGAAUCUGGGAGAAGGGGAUGGAAUCUGGGAGAAGGGGAUGGAAUCUGGGAGAAGGGGAUGGAAUCUGGGAGAAGGGGGUGGAAUCUAG
This is a messenger RNA of Closterium sp. NIES-65, 2712 nucleotides long. NCBI's taxonomy places the organism in Eukaryota, Viridiplantae, Streptophyta, Zygnematophyceae, Desmidiales, Closteriaceae. The record is from the annotation of a GenBank genome assembly.